AUGAUCCAUACCAUGCACCGAUCAAUACCACGGCUGACCCCCUGGCUCGUCCUGGCAUGCGCCGCGUCUGGCACAUGGGCUGCUAAGCGGGAGUUCAGCAUCAAUGAUGACUUGCUGGCCUUUCCUCAGUACGAAGUGAUUUUCCCACGCGAGUACAUUCUCGAUGACCAGGCAGAAAAAUUGCUGCAAUGGCAGGACGAAUUCGACCUAUCCGGCGGCAACCCGUCCAGCCAAGACCCGCAGCUCUAUCUGGGCAAGGACGGCGCCAAUCCAGAGAGUGCAGAAGAGCAGGAUGAACCGAUGUACACCUACGAAGAAAUGAUUCUCGACGACCGACGCCUACUCUGCCAAAUCCCCCACGUCACGCAGGAUGACCUGAACGCGACGGCUGCCGCACAAGGCGACACUAAAGCCGACGAACAGAAAGAACUGGCUCGGGCGACCGACCGCGGUCUCGAACUCCUCCGCGAGUUGGAAGGCAGAUGCAUGUACUACUUCUCCGGGUGGUGGUCCUACUCUUUUUGCUACCGCAAACAAAUAAAGCAAUUCCAUGCUCUCCCAGCCGGGCGGGGGAUCCCACAUUAUCCACCGGUGGAGGAUACAAGCGCGCUUUCCUUCAUCUUGGGGAGGUUCCCCAGCGACGACGCGGAGAUGGAUGGAGAGACAGAACACAAGCAGGCCAAAUCCGAUGUGGCGGAGCUGCACACCAAGGGAGGAUCACGGUAUUUGGUCCAGCACCUUCGUGGCGGAACCAAGUGCGACCUUACGGGGCGCGAUCGCCGGGUCGAAGUACAGUUUCACUGCCAUCCUCAAGGAACAGACCAAAUCGGCUGGAUCAAGGAGCUUACUACUUGCUCGUAUCUAAUGGUCAUCUACACACCGCGUCUCUGCGACGACGUUGCGUUCCUGCCACCCCAGCAGGACGAGGUGCACAGCAUCGAAUGCCGCGAGAUUCUUAUGCCCGAAGAGGUUGAGGAAUGGGCGGCUGCAAAAGACUGGCAUACCGUCCAGGAUCUAGCUGCUGCCGCCGCCGAAGCCGCCGCCGAUUUAUCGGGCAUCCAGACCGUUGGCGGCAUCCAAGUUGGCGGCCAGAAGCUGGUGGGGAUGGCGGGUAAGGAAAUUGAGAAGGGACGUGUGGCCUCGGCCGGCGAGGAGCGAGUGGAGCUGAUCGGGAAGCGCCAGGAUGGCGAGGAGUGGUGGCUCUCUAAGCAGGAGCUGAAGAAGUAUGAUCUCGAUCAGGAAGGACUCGAAACCAUGAAGCAGAAGGUCGAGCAGAUUGCCAAAGGUCGAGACUGGACGUUGGAGGCGGUGGAGAUCAACGGGAAUAUUGAAUACCGCGUGUUUGUCGACAAGAAGGAUGACAAGGACAGCCAGGGUGAAGCGGACGGGGAUGAGCCUGCUCAGAAACCAGCCCAGGACGAGGCCCCGACGCCGGAGACCAAGUCGGAGCGUCCACAGCCAUCGGAUCAAGACCAGCCGGAGGGCCAGGAAGAGGGCAGUAAGGAGAUUUUCAAAGACGAGCUGUGA
Molecule: messenger RNA, 1527 nt
Organism: Penicillium riverlandense
Lineage: Eukaryota; Fungi; Ascomycota; Eurotiomycetes; Eurotiales; Aspergillaceae
Product: PRKCSH domain-containing protein
Exons: 2
Coding region: 1-1527 (508 amino acids)
Biological process (GO): retrograde protein transport, ER to cytosol; endoplasmic reticulum unfolded protein response
Cellular component (GO): endoplasmic reticulum lumen
Source: RefSeq, a predicted model, not a curated record